GCCGGCGCCGGUCGCCGCCCGGAGGGAGCACACGCCCGCUGCGGGCCAUGAGCCGCGGGGCCCCGGGAGCCCGACCGCCGUCCGGGCAGCGCUCCGCCGGCGCCCCGGCCCGCCCGGCCGCAGCUGCGCGCCUGUAGGGUACCUAUCAUGAGCCAAGCACUGGGGACACAGCGGCUUAUAAGACUUAGAAUACCUGCCUCGUGGAGCUGGCAUGCACCAAGCGAGUGAAUAAGUGCUGCAGACAGACGGCUGCGAUGGGACGGAAGCCAUGAAUGGUGCCGCCGCCGGCCCCGGCCCCGCCGCCCCGGACCCCGCCGCCCCGGACUGGCGGCAGUUCUGCGAGCUGCACGCGCAGGCGGCCGCCGCGGACUUCGCGCACAAGUUCUGCCGCUUCCUGCGGGACCACCCGGCCUACGACACGCCGGACGCCGGGGCCUCCUUCUCCCGCCACUUCGCCGCCCACUUCCUGGACGCCUUCGGCGAGGCGGUGCGCCGCGUGCUGGGCGCCGCGCCCCUGGGGGCCAUGGAGGCCCCGCCGGCCGCGCUCCCGGCGGCGGCGUGCGGCCACUCGCGGAGCAACGAGGACGUGUCCGCGGAGGCGGCGGCGGCCCGGGCCCGCGGCGCCCGCAAGGGCUUCUCGCUGCGCAACGUGAGCCUGUGCGUGGCGGACGGCGUGCGCGACCUGUGGCACCGGCGCGCCCCCGAGCCCGACGCCGCCCCGCGCGCCCCCGAGCCCCGCGCCGAGGCGGCGCGCGACCGGUGGACGCGGCGCUGGCGGCUGUCGCGGACGCUGGCGGCCAAGGUGGAGCUGGUGGACAUCCAGCGCGAGGGCGCGCUGCGCUUCAUGGUGGCGGACGACGCGGCCGCGGGCCCGGGCGCCGCCCAGUGGCAGAAGUGCCGCCUGCUCCUGCGCCGGGCCGUGGCCGGCGAGCGCUUCCGCCUCGAGUUCUUCGUGCCGCCCAAGGCCUCCAGGCCCAAGGUCAGCAUCCCUCUCUCCGCCAUUAUCGAGGUCCGUACCACCAUGCCCCUGGAGAUGCCCGAGAAGGACAACACGUUUGUGCUCAAGGUGGAGAACGGAGCAGAGUACAUCCUGGAGACCAUCGACUCCCUGCAGAAGCACUCGUGGGUGGCUGACAUCCAGGGCUGCGUGGACCCUGGGGACAGCGAGGAAGACGCAGAGCUGUCCUGCGCCCGGGGAGGCUGUCUGGCCAGCCGCGUGGCCUCCUGCAGCUGUGAGCUCCUCGCGGAGGCAGUGGACCUGCCCCGGCUCCCAGAGACAGCCGCAGCCGUGGUGAGCGCCCCACACGGCCGAGCUCGAGAUGCCGUCAGCGAGUCCCUGGUCCACGUCCCACUGGAGACCUUCCUGGAGACUCUGGAGGCCCCGGGCGGCAGCGGGGGUGACAGCAAUCUCACAGGGGAAGAGGGAGCAGAGCCAGAGCCCGAGGUGGCCCCUGAGCUGGAGCUCUCUGACUGCCCCUGGUUCCACGGGACCCUGUCCAGGGUCAGGGCAGCCCAGCUGGUGCUGGCAGGCGGGGCCCGGAGCCACGGCCUCUUCGUGAUCCGCCAGAGUGAGACUCGGCCUGGGGAAUACGUGCUGACUUUCAACUUCCAAGGCAAGGCCAAGCACCUGCGCUUGUCCCUGAACGGCCACGGGCAGUGCCACGUCCAGCACCUGUGGUUCCAGUCGGUGCUUGACAUGCUGCGUCACUUCCACACCCACCCUAUCCCGCUGGAGUCCGGGGGCUCCGCGGACAUCACCCUCCGCAGCUACGUGCGGGUCCAAGGCCCCCCGCCCGAGCCGGGGCCCUCGCCCAGCGCCGCGCCCGCGCCCCCCGCCUGCUGGAGCGAGCCGGCCGGCCAGCACUACUUCUCCAGCCUCGCCGCCGCCUGCCCGCCCGCCUCCCCCUCCGAGGCCGGCGGCGCCUCGUCCUCCUCCGCCUCCUCAUCCUCAGCUGCCUCCCUGCCCGCGGCCCCGCGCGCCGCCGCCGCCGAGGGCCUGCUGAGCGCCCGCAGCCGCAGCAACAGCGCCGAGCGGCUGCUGGAGGCGGGCGGCGCGGAGGAGCCCCCGGAGGCCGCGCCCGUGCCCGGCGAGGGUGCCCGCGGCAGGCCGCGCGCCGUGGAGAACCAGUACUCCUUCUACUAGCCCCGCGCCGGGCCCUGGGCCGCCCGACCGCCUGGCAACCGCCCCCAUGUCCAUCCGUCCAGCGGACCCUGCUCUCCUGCAGGCGUCAGCCAGCCCAGCGCUGGGUGGGAAAAGCGAAGCUCUUCAAUGAAGACAUAAAUGUGAUUAAAGAGCCUGUUUUAGGGACUGCA
Pipistrellus kuhlii (Kuhl's pipistrelle) is the source of this 2313-nucleotide messenger RNA. RefSeq names its product SH2B adaptor protein 2 (gene SH2B2). The coding region runs from base 269 to 2143 and encodes 624 amino acids. Gene Ontology annotation, cellular component: plasma membrane. Gene Ontology annotation, biological process: intracellular signal transduction; antigen receptor-mediated signaling pathway. The transcript is spliced from 10 exons. The record is from RefSeq and is a predicted model, not a curated record. NCBI's taxonomy places the organism in Eukaryota, Metazoa, Chordata, Mammalia, Chiroptera, Vespertilionidae. Gene Ontology annotation, molecular function: transmembrane receptor protein tyrosine kinase adaptor activity.